Porites lobata is the source of this 10869-nucleotide messenger RNA. Lineage: Eukaryota; Metazoa; Cnidaria; Anthozoa; Scleractinia; Poritidae. The record is from the annotation of a GenBank genome assembly.
AUGAAUAAUUCAACUUGUGUGGCCAGGUACGAAGAUGACGAUUAUUACUGCGCAUGCGCCACUGGAAUCAGUGGGAAAAACUGCAGUGACAUAGGUGAUGAUCAUAUUACUUACCGAAAUAACGUGUUUUUUGGAAAGUGCACCUCCUUUGAUCAAGCGCCGUCUUUGUAUACGCCCCUUACAUUGCAGUGUUCAUGGUUUUUAUUGUUGUUGUCAGCACUGACAUCAUGAACAUAAAUGACCCCAUAAAUCUGGAAAAGUAAUCGUAUACAAUCAACAUUGCAAGACAUAAAAACGACACCGGUAGAACCCAAACAGAGAGGGCUGUUUCGCCAUUCAUGUUCACUUGGAAUGUUUGUGCUUAUCAAAUCUCCUGUUGAUCGGGCGUUCUGCAGCCUAUUCGUUUGAGCUUACGCGGUUAUUUUUCAGUUGCUACCUGAUACGAUGACUAAUUCGAAACGGGAAAUAGACCUUUGCUGGCUGUUAUUGCUACGGUCUCGUGCUGUUUUUAUCAGGUUUAAAAACUGCAAAGAAAGCCCACUUGGUUUUGUGUUAUAGAGCGGUUUAGCAUGAAGUCAUGUGCGCCAUAUUGGGGUCUAUUGGUGUUCCAAAAAACGGCGGCCAUGUUCGUGUUACAAGCUAUUCCUUUUGAAUUUGAACUUUUCCUGCGGGCGAAAAGAGGAGCCCACAAUCCUAAUCUCCAGGUUUUUAUUACGCAUGCUUCCCUGGUUACAUGUAUGUAGCCAACAUUCGUUUGAAGUUCCUCUAAGAAUGUAUUGAAUACACUGAAUGUAAUUUGAUCACGAGCGUUUGGACCUUCUAUCACUCGUAAUCUGAUCACGCGUGUUUUGAUCAUCUGUCACGUGAAACUUACGCAAAGCACAACGCUGGAGCAAAAGCGUUUUGACCUUGGAUCAUUGUUGCCCGCACUCCGUCGUAACCUUUGGUUAUUACUAGUCUUAUUUAAAAACUUUCUUUUGUUCAAAUAAAUUGGCAUAGCAGCUGGCCACGUGACAUGAGUCAAAACGCCCUAUGAGUUGUUUGAUAUAAGUGCCACCCCUCAAAUAAGCGCCUCGCCUACAACUAGGAUAAUUACACCGAUGACGCAGUUAUAUUUCGAAGGAAUACUGUACAAGUUUUUCGUUUAUUUAACUAUUUUUGUUGAGUACAAAGGCAUUUUCCAUAAUAGGCCAUUUUACAGUUGUGUGCUUAGUGCCCUGGCCUUUGAAUAGACGCGCGGCUGGCGGUGACCUUGUUUUGUUAUAAACCUGCCUGAUUAUCAAGUGCAAAUCGUGGUAUUUUCAUGCUAACGUGCCCGUGAACAUGAUCAUUUACAUAUAAAAAACAAGAAGAUUUGUAGCAAAACAAGGUCACCGCCAGCCUCGCGUCCAUUCAAAGGCCAGGGCACUGAGCACACAACUGUAAAAUGGCCUAUUAUGUUUUUUCUUUAAUCUAAGAACUCUCUUGUUAUGAAUUAAUGCUUGGCAUGGUGGAUCCGACGUUUGUUUUGAACAGCAGUGUACUUCAUAUAUUAUGGUUAAUGUAUCUGACGUAUUGCAACAUGAGAUACAGAAAAACGUGUGCAUCAUUUUCUUACGCGCCGCUGUUUUCAGUUUGAGAAUAAGGUAGUUUUCUUGUAUCAGAGCUCAGGUAGAAGUACCGAGCAGCUUUAAUUUGUUUGUGACUACGAAAUGAGCACCAAGUGGCCGUGAGCUCUAUGACGAAUUCGUGCCUUACCCAAGAGGAUGAACGACAAUGAUGACCACUUCUCAGAAACGUCCUCUCAACCAUUUUGUCAUGGUUGUAGUUUUACUGAGUGAAAUCAUAAGUAAUUACUAACUAUUCUUUCAAUUGUAAUUAUACAUAGUGUGCCACGUAUAUUUUUCAGCAAAUGACUGUAAUGAUAUUAGAACUCAAGGACACUCCACGGGAGAUGGUAUGUACUGGCUUGUUCCGUAUGGAGGAAGUCAUUCAAAUGCAUUUCCAGCUUACUGUGACAUGACGUCAUACAAUGGAGGGUGGACCAUGUGUUACACAACUGAUGAAUACGCCAAACCCAAAACUGAAGUCAAGUAUAAUGCCUUAUUUCCUUAUGGAACUGACGGGUACAGGACGAACUGCAACAACAUCGAAGUAAGUUAAUGAAAAACCAUUUACGAAGUGUAACAAAACCUUUUUAAUUGUAAAAAUAUUCUUUCAAAUUGAGAGUAUUUUCACGGGCUGGUUAGAUCACCUACCACGCUGCUUAACUAAAGGCUUGCUUCUUCCAUCCUGGUCUGUCCAGUACAUAUAGUGAGGACUAAAACGUACGCCAUAAACGUAACCACAAAAGGGUUUAGCUCGUUGGAUUAUAAAAGUUGUUGGAUAAGGAAGAACAAAUCUUGAACAAUUUAGUUUACUGGCUAUUAUCCAACCCUCGGUCUCCGAAAGAAAAGCUUCACCGCUAAUUCAGUCCAACUUUUUUUUGUUUCUUCCAGUAUAAUUGAAUUUUUGUGUGACUGCUUGGACCAUUCCAUCUCGUCUAGGAUGAAUAGACACAAUCCUACCCUAUGGCCAUACUUAUUGUUGCUGGUUUUGUUCUGCAACAAGCACUGCUAACCUUCCUCCAGAUUCCUUCUUUUUGCUCUGUAGAAGUGAUUGGUCGCGUCUGAGGUACUUCCUUCUUCACUUGUGUAUUCUUUGCAAAUCUCAUUACGUACGCCAGCAGUCUUUUUAGUUUCAUUAAGAAAAACUAUCUUUUCUACUCCAACACAGACACAGCCGAGAAAUUCCGACUCCUCUCAAUCUUUUCAUUUCUCUCUUUCAGGGGUGCUUUAACUUUGUUUUCUGGCCAGACUAGGCGGUUUUGUAUGGGAACUCCAGGCCAACGCUGUAGUGAUGCUUCACGUUUAGUUUUGCAGGGUGGAAUCCUCGGGUGAUAUUACAUCUGCACGAUUAUCACCUGUCGGCACGUAUCUCUAACUCACUGUGCCCGCCCUCUAGUAGAGUCUCCAGGUUACUCAUGAUUAUGUGAAUCUCGGAUACUCGAUUUCCCAUGAACACCUUGUAGUUGGAGCCCGUCUGAUGAAUCCAAUAAAAAUCCGUGGUAGAAUCACUCCUAACAAGAGAGAAUAUCAUAUCCGCGAUUAGGGGUGGGGAUGUGCCUUCCUUUCCCCUUCCGGUUUAGAUUUCAUUUCAACGUGACGUGAUUGACGUAACAUAACAUAACAUCAGUCAUAACAUCACCUAUUUAAACCUCGGAGUUAAAGGUAGUACUAAUCUGGCACGAGUAAUUAACACCUCGUGCAAGAGGGAGUUGAGGGUUACGUCUUCGUUAUCAAUUGAAUUGCUUUCUGUGUUUUAUCGCUUCAAAAUACUUAGUACUACGCUUAUCCGUCGUUCAUCGAUAUUUUUGGGCGCGUGAAAGCUUGCAUUGGCAAUUCGCCUCAGUAAAUGCGUUAAAGUCCAGAAAAUCAUAGAGCUGUUUUCUAGCCCAAAGGAAAUUUUAAUUACCUUUCAAAAAUUUUUUUUGUUGUUUUAACCUUAAUGUUCUAAAUGGUUUUCUCUUUUUGCUUUAGUUCACUGAGGUUAUUAUCGUUGAUCACAAAACUGGAGAUAAGGCUUACUUCAGGCGGAAAACCAACCUAACCAUCAGAGCCGCUCGUAAAUAUGGGAAGAAAGCUAAAACCUAUGGAUUGUGGGAAGGCUUUGGAGCCAUGAAUAGCAGUUACUCGUAUCAGCUGUUGAUCUGCGAUACUUAUUUCUACACCGGGUUUUUUGUCUCUGGAUACACCAACUGUUACAAGCGGUGUAACCAUUGGUGUGGUGAUUAUAAAUCGCCGUAUUUUCGUACAGCUUCGACAAGGUCGUCUUAUAAGGGUGUGGCUUUCAAUACAAAUGGUGCCAGAUCCGUCAGCACUCGGCUUAUGAGUGUCGGUCUGCGUUAGUAGGUACUGACUAUAAUCACGCUUCAGGUUUUACUUUUGUUCUAGCUGUAGGCCUUACCUGUAAUUCAGAUGACUCCUAGCGUGAUAUUAGAUUAAAAGUUUCUUUCAGUUUUGAAGUUUAAAUACAUCGCCUGUUGUCUAUGAUUUGAUUCAUCUCAUCGGACUCUUGCGGUUCGUAACUACAGCAAGGACCAUCUUCCAGAACUUACUAUGGUGUUACAAGGUUUAGUGUAGUGGGAUAAAAAAACCUAGGAAACAAUACCUAUUUUAGCUAAGGUCUCCCUUGCAAUAGAGCGUUUUCAUUCACAUGGCCAGCAUCUAUGCUAAUUUAUUGGAACAAAAGAAAGCAUUUACAUGAGAAAAGAGUUAAACCCCCCAGGAUUGUCUUGGCACACCAACAUGGCCGCCAUUUCAUUGUUUUGGAACACCAAUAUGGCCGCCGUGACGUCAUGUGAAAACGCUCUAUGGUUUAAAAAGAAUAAAAACUCCUGCUACUUGACAGUUAGGUGUAACUAGUUCUACAAAUAGAACCUCCUGAACUCCACGUGAUCCUUGCCAAAUCGACCGCCCUUCCCUUUUGACCUUCACAUGCACUUUCCCACUGUAAUACUUUAUUUAACAUGGUAAGCUAGUUCGAUUUUUUUCUCUUGCUAUUGUUGCAUAAAUUGUGGGAAUAAAAUGAAUUUGAACUUGAACUUGCAAUUACACUGUAAUGCAAUGGUGCUUUUACGAUCUUGAUCUUAACCAUUGGUUUAUGCGUCAGCCUGCGUCACGUCGAGAUAUGAAGCAAGUUUGGAGAGCUCGAAAGAGGCGUAACUCUCCACCUGGAACUCUAGCCUCAGGAGUGCUCUCCAAACUUUUCCAUUGCUUUAUAUCUCGACAUACACACAGCUGAAGCAUGAACCAAUUGUUUUAUAACAUUCUUACUGAAAACGUCAGUUGACUUAAAUUUUAUCAUUAUCAUUAUUAUCAUUAUUAUUAUUAUUAUUAUUAUUAUUGCUGUUAUAGCGCGCUCACUGUCUAUACGGACUAUAUAUUUUUACCUCGUAGUUACGUUUGCAAAUGUUUAGUCUUAAAACUGAGAGACAGUUUACAGAAGUCGCUUAAGACAACAUUCAAAAAACCUUUAAGAAAAUGGAAAAUGAUUCUUUUUGAACGAACUUCUUUGCAAACAAUGAUCAGUUUGCACACGCCAUAGCUUACGUGGAUGACAACAAUUUUCACCUCGUUCCCAAAAUCGUACCCAGUUGUUGGUCUUUAUGUGUUUUGGGGAUAAGAGAAGAUUUGGGUUAGGUUGCGGCGCAUGCGGGGGUGUCAUAAACCCGGAUUUCGAACGUGAAAUCCGAAAACGGAUUUUACCUCCGAGACAUCCGUCCUCAAGGUGGAUUUAAAUCUGGAUUUCAUGGUUUUUGAUUGACAAAUCCGAAAAGGGAUUUACAAAACUGUUCUCGUGCGGUGAACAGUGGUCUUUUUUCUACACAUUGUGCGUACCCCUGCAUUUUCGCCUUUCUUGAGAACAGUUUUUUAUAUCCGUUUUGGAUGUACAAAACAAAAACGGAAAGAAAGAAAAUAAGAACAGAUUUUUUAGCUAUGAAAUCCGUUUUCGAAUUUUGCGUUCGAUUGAAAAUCCCAACUUGAUCCUGAUUUUGAAAUCUAACUCCAGGUUUCCCAAUCGAGCGCACCCUCUUGAACAGAUUCAAGUGUUUCUCGUUAUAAAUCAUGAGGUAAAUGCCGUGUACUAUUGAGUCAUGGACACAGCAAAGCUUGUUGGCGUCAUGGAGUGUGCUCAAUGGAUAUAUGAAGCACGCUCGCGCUAUUGAAGCCAAUUUGAUAAGGCGAAAAUACUAGAGCUCAAUGUUAUAAGAAUCAAUGGCCUCCAAGAAGACAGCCUGGGCCCGGCUGCAUAAAACCUGCACUUAAGUGCUCACUUAAGUAGUUCACUUACGAAUCCGUUAUGGGUACACUUACGGGUGUUGCAUGGAACACACGUAGCACUCUCGUAAGUUUCUGUUUUACGUGGUAACUUACGGGCUCACUUAAGGGGACACGUAACCUUGAUAUAGUACUUUAUUAACGAUUCACUCUUUUUUUUUUUAAGCUAACCAUCGGUGAGUGUAAAGAAAGUUAAAAGUCGUUUCGAACACUUUUAAGCCUCUCAAAUAAUGAAAUUUGCAUGCAAACGUUAUUUUUCUUCAAUAUUUACUGAAAAUGACAGUUCUUCUUCUUUUUUCACAAAAGUGUACAUCAUAGGUUAACAAAGCGCAGUAGAACGAAUUACGUGAAGAAAAAUACUUUUUUUCACUUCUCAGUAAAAGAUCUCGUUAAAUUUAGUAAAAACAGAAACGAUACGGGACCUACAUAGGUCCCGUAAAUUUACGUGCUAUUUUUCCCGUAAAAAAAGUUUUAUGCAACACCCGCAAUUUCUAUUGCAUAAACGACACUUAAGUGAACACUUACGAAAAUCGUAAGUGCAACCACUUAAGUGAAUUCCCUAAGUGGACCACUUAAGUGAUUUCAUGCAACUGACUUAAGUUACGAGUGCACGUACGUGUACCCGUAGUUGUUACGGACGUUUUAUGCAACCGGGCCCUGGCCCUAAUGCGACAGAUAUGGCUAAUUACUCUCUUUUAAUAUUUUGCAAGGAUAAUAUAUAAUGCCGGAAAAACGUAUUGUGCGACAAAAUAGAGUAGAGCCAAUUUUAAUCUCUUUACAGAAAAUGCCCCUCACCAAUUUCUGCCAUAUACAAUAGUCUAUUAAAUCAUGCCUUUGAAUAAUUAAGAAUGAUGAAUUACAUAUUUACCAAUUAUACGUAUGGGACAUCCAGUUUCAAGGUGUUUAUAAUUUUGGCUAAAGUAUAUCCACGCAUUUCAUCCUUAGUAUUUCGACAAAAAAGUGUUAUAUAACUGUUUAUAAACUCAUUAUUUAUUUUAACUAUAGCCAACAGUAAACGUCACCUUUCUCUACUUGCUUUUACAAGUUUUACAUAAAUAAAAUUGGGAAUAUUAUAUUGAGAGGCAAAGUAAAUUACACCUUUAAGUUUAAUCCCUUAUAAAAGAAAACGUCACUUAGAUUAACAAGAUUGGCCAUAUAAUGAUGACUGGCCUAAUUAUGCCUUUCAAUUAAGGAUGUCGAACAGCAACCAUUUCAUAUCGGGCAUCACUUUCAAGAUGUACAAAUUUUUGGCUCCAGUAGAUUCACGCAUUUCAUGGUUCUUCAUAAUCUUGGUAUUUCGUGUAAAAUGCGAAUUUUUUGUUGACAGCUCAAACAGUUUAAAGCGUCAUACAAAAAACGGUUUUUCCUACGCAAACUUUGAAGCUAACAAAUUUUCCUAUCUAAACAUUACUCCACUCGUUUCUGCUUCAGUGAAAGGGGUUCAUGAAUGUGGUAUACUUUGUCUCGAUCAUUCAUCAUGUGUUUCUGCGAAUUUUGCGUCGUUAUUUCGUGAGGAAGGAGACAUUUUGUGUGAGCUGUUACCAAGCGAUAGAUACAACAACUCAGACAAGUUAGUCUUUAGCUCAGUGUUUAAUCACUUGAGCAUAAAGGUGGGUAGUGAAAUACUUAGCUUCUAUUAUAUUUAUUAUUCUGCUUGAUGGAUUUAAAUAGAGACCAUGGUCCACGGCCUGUUAUUUUUUUUAAGGUUCAAUAGGGUUUAAACAUUCUUAACACUCGGAUACUGGCGAAGAAAUUUUUUUUUCAACGCGGAAGAAACUAUUAAUUUUUGCAAUUCAAUCUAAUAUAAUCCAUGUACUGGUAUUGAAAUCUGGUUUCAGACUGAGCGAUAUAUUACUUUCCUUUGCAGAGGAAUAGCAGAGAGUAAAAUGAUAAUAACGUUUUAAGAGAGUGUAAAUUUUCUUGCGAUAGUUUUGGGGCACCGACCACCUUCUUCGUGGCUUCAUAGACUUUCAUCAUGAAUGAACAUUUUUUUGAUAGGAGACGAGCGUGAUACGUGAUACGGAGAGCGUGCCUGUGCCUGGUUUGAAAAUUGUUACGGCCAGCGAAAAGUGCGGUGGUAGCGUGCUUAAUUUGGGGUGGUGGUGGUGGCGGGGGGUUGCAAAACAAACCUGAAAAUUGUACUGCCACACUGCGAUUUAAAAUACGGUUGAAUAUGCAAAAAAGCUGAAGAAGGCUCUAAUGAAGAUAAAAAGGCAUAGACACGCUAACGAGCGGGCGAAAAACAGUACGAAGAACGAAACACAUUUAAAUUCGCACAAAGAAACUAAUCACAAGGAUAUGAUCGAAUGAACUACAAGCUUAAUUAACGUACGGAAAAAGGAAAAAAAAAUGAAUUAUGGAAAAAUUGUUACAGUUGGAACUUAAAAUUGAAUUAUUUAGUGGAUUGGUUUUGUGGUGUUAAUAUUUGAGACUACGAAUAGUUCUUCGCUCAUUGCAGUUUCAUUAAUGCUGACGAAAACUCAACAACCUACACCAUGGCAAAAAGACCGUUUUUUAUAAAAAGGAAUUACCUUGCACCUUUCCCUUAACACUCCAUCAAAAUCUUCCCGUCACAGGGCAGGGCCAUUAUACUGAUUCCACCUGUGUAGAAGUAGAGCAAAUGUGUUCGAUACACUCAUUAUUACGGGUCUGUAAGAUCGACUACACUUUUCACAUAACAUUCAUAACAUAACAAUAACAUUCUAUUGGAUACCAUCGUUACACUUUGCUGUUGAUCAACAUUCUUAGCUCUUUGGCAGCUGGAUAUAUUUUUUUCAAUACAUACAAAAAUCUUAGCCUUCAAACAGAGUAUAAUUUAACAACGAGAUUUUUCAAUUUUAAACAGACCCCAUGCUCAAAUGACCCCUGUAUGAACAAUUCAACUUGUGUGGCCAGAUACGAAGAAGACGAGUAUUACUGCACAUGCGCUCCAGGAACCAGAGGGAAAAACUGCAGUGACAUAGGUGAUGACUGUAUAACUCAGCGAAAUAGCGUAUCUGCUGGAAAGAGCACCUCCUUUGAUCAAGCGCCGUGUUAAGGGUGCAGUGUUAAGAGCACUAAUAGGGACACUAUGUCGCCAACAGCUCUUUAAACACUAAAGGACAGAGCAAGCUUCCACCAUCCGCUUAAAACAAUGUUUUGACGUGUUUCAAGUUGCCGUCAGUUAUAACAAAUAAGUUAACAAACUAACAAAGUUGUUUUUAAAGGUAGCGAGUAGGGAGAAACAGAAUGCUUUAGUGGUCUCUGUAAUACAGAAAAACCUGCCUUAAGAGGAGAUAAUUCGGACCAGAAAACCGAGUGUCCGCUUACGAGAGCUUUUCCCAAAAUGAGGUUUAAAAUGUAGUGUUUACAUGUGGCUGGGACUAUCUCCAGUGAUGGGUUUCGGUUAUGGCCCGCCGGGGGCUAUGGGUUAUUAAACUGAAAUUACGUUUACUUAGUGUGCCGCGUACUGAUAUUUUUCAGCAACCGAUUGUAGCGAUAUUAUGAGUCAAGGUCAUUCCACAGGAGAUGGUAUGUACUGGAUUGUCCCGGAUGGAGGAAGCCAUUCAAACGCGUUCCUAGCUUACUGUGAUAUGACGUCAUACAAUGGAGGAUGGACCAUGUGUUACACUACUGAUGAAUACGCCAAACCCAAGACUGAAGUCACGUACAACACAACAUUUCCUUAUAGAACCGAUGGGUACAGGACGAACUGCAACGAAAUCGAAGUAAGUUCAUGAAUUUGAUAUAUAACACCAGCUUUACCUUCAACAUCCAGGGGAACACAAUGGAUCUGUUCCUCGGACAAAUUUUUGUGGCUGGGAGAUUUAGAGUAAGUAAUAUGUCCUUGAAAGAAAAGUGUUGCUGGGAAAUAGACAAUUCAGGGUCUUUGAGGGGAUUUGGUGUGUAGAGUCCAGAAUUGCUGGUAUGUGCUAUUCGCCAGGCACCUCUUCACCCCGCGACUACUGAAGGUUUUAAUUUCGCUUUGGGCCGCACCCAUUUUCCCUAUCGGACCCCCCGUUGUUGUAAAAGGACUACUUUCUUGUUAUUUCAUCAUGUUUUCCUUGGGAUAUUGAGGAGACAAGCGUUUCGUUAAAAAAAAUUCAGUGAAACCAAAUAUUAAAGCAGAUAGGUGUGGAUUCUUUAUUGGCUAAAAUUUGAAAUAACAAUAAAGUUUAGAGUGCAAACAGAAUUUCUGUCAAAUACAAAUGACUAAGUUGUACAAGAUAGUGAUGCUUUAAAUAAACAAAAGCAAUAUGAUUAGCAAAAAUUCAUACAAUUUAGCAUUACUAUUUCAAAUAUCCAAUGGACCCAUCUUUCACAUAUCCAAUGGACCCAUCUUAAAAUAUACCUCGGAUCAAACUGCUGACUCCCCCCCCCCAAACUUCUUUAGAAAAAAAGGUUUAACCCUCCCUCUAGCCAAAAGUUAGCCUCUCUUCUAGCCGAUAAGAAAUAGCUUUGAACCCCCUUUUUCCCUUCCCCCCUCUCUACAUAAAUAAUGACCCGUCCCUAACGCUGCUUUUUUAGCUAAUAAAGAAAUUUUAUUUUAAUCAGAGACAUAGUGUAAAAGUUUUUUGGCUAAAUAUUUAAAGACAUUUCCCAUCAUUUCCUCUUUUCCAUCAAAUAAUCCUUUUUUCUCUCUCUCUCUCUCUUUUCGUUUUAGUUCACUGAGAUUAUUUUCAUUGAUCAUCAAACUGGAGAUAAAGCUUACUUCAGGAGGAAAACCCAACUGACCAUCAGGGUCGCUGGUAACUAUGGGAAGCAAGCUAACGCCUAUGCAUUGUGGGAAGGCUUUGGAGCCAUGAAUAGCGGUUAUUCGUACCAGCUGUUGAUCUGUGACCAUUCUUUCUACACCGGGUUUAUCGUUUCCGGUUAUACCAACUGUUACAAGCAGUGUAACCACUGGUGUGGUGAUACCAGCUCACCGUAUUUCCGCACAGCUUCUACAUCAUCGUCUUAUAAGGGCGUGGCCUUCAAUACCAAUGGUCACCGACCCUUAAGCACUCGGCUGAUGAGUGUCGGUCUGCGUUAG